Messenger RNA from Aureobasidium subglaciale EXF-2481, 416 nucleotides. RefSeq lists its product as uncharacterized. Bases 104 to 313 code for a protein of 69 amino acids. The transcript has a single exon. Lineage: Eukaryota; Fungi; Ascomycota; Dothideomycetes; Dothideales; Saccotheciaceae. The record is from RefSeq and is a predicted model, not a curated record.
AGGCCAGAAGGGACGGACGGAUUGAGAAUUUUGGCUUGGCAUGAAAGGAGAAAGGACGAGCGAGGAAGAACAUCAGGAAAAACCUGUAUCUGGAUCAUGAAGAAUGCGGUCACAGAUCCUGUCGCGACUACCUUACCUGUACACAGAGGUCGUCUUUUCAUCGUUGUUGUUUUUGCCGCAGUGUAUUAGCGAUGGCGCUUAUUCUUGUUUCUGGUUGAUGUUUUUCCUCAUAGCGACAUGCAGUACAGCAUCUUCUAGUCAAAAAAAAGCGUGUUCCAUAUCAUAUCGAUACAUCUAUCAAGCUUCUCGAUAACGCUUCUUCCUCUUUGCACAGAUAUCGUGACGUUCGUCAAUCUCAUGAGCUGUAGUAUUAUAGCCAUUGUCAUAACCUCAAGCCUUGCAGCAUGUCCAUCUGA